GUCCUCAGUAUAGCGUCAGGGUCACCCGCGUCGCAGAAUGAGCUUGGUCUCCUCCCACGAUUCGAGCAAGGCCUCAUGCCAGCCGCCCCGAACAAUGCCGCCCUACCAGCGAUGCCCAUGCACCAUGCAGGAGGGCGCGGUGGUCCAACUUUCUUCACAAUGACCGGCAUCCCCGGAGGCUACUGGCGCUCCCCCAAAGGUGAUGGCAACUGAGUCUUGAACCAAACGACGGAUCCCCUGUCUCUCGUCUCCUGCGAAGUUGAUGCAAGAGGCCGAGCCUUCCAAAUCCCCCUAAAAGAUUCUGACCAGACCACAGGAAGCAUCCGACAAGACUCAAGAAGCGAGCGGAUCCCGCAGUGGUCUUUCUUCCCCUCCUCAACCCACGCUGCAACGUUUCGCAGUCCCCCGUGAAAGGAACCGCGCUCUCAGCCAAGUCAGAAGAGACGGAGAUCUGAUAUAACAACAGGGUGGAACGAACACUUUGCACCGAACUCCUCCUCUCAGCUGUGCACCCUUACCACAGCGUCGGCUGCAACCGGGCUGGAUCCGCUCGAGAAUCCAUCGUCGAAGCUUUUACCCUCCUGCGAGGCUGAACGCCUUUGAUUGCGAUCGGCGGAGAUCUGUUGGCAUCCCUUACCAGAUCAUCGUCUCCUAGAUUACCCUGUCGCAUAUCCUGGUCGCCGGAAGCUCAAAUUGACGUAGGAGGGGCUGUUGAUCUUUUGGCGAGCGGAUCAUAGUGGAUGUGAACGUCGCCCUCGGCUCGGGGACAGUUGCAAGGACACGAUCGACAGGCGCCGGCAACGGAUCGGACUUUGUUAUUGAGGAAGACGUCGUUGUAUCGGAGACAUUGAGACCACCUGGUGCGGCAGGAGUUCACCUGCUGAGACUCUCCUUCACCUCUAUCGAAUAUUUCCUACGAAACCCACGGCGAUGCUGGUUCACCCAUUCCAGUGACGGGGACGGCCAUGUUGCUUUCUGACACUUCAAAUUGAUCCAGUCGAUUAUCCAGUCUUCACUCUUUCUUAGAGUAUCCGGAGGUUCCCCUCGAGUAAACCAGUCAUCGACCAGUCACCCUCUAGAUUCUGCCGCACACUGUAAACAACACCCAACAUUUCAUCACAGCUACAGUUGACGAGUCCUCUUUCGAGACACCCACCUCCAUUUACUACCUCUCAAUUACAGACACCUGCAUUCGCCAUGGAGUUACGGAUACAGUACCAAUUGAUACUGGCGAUCGUUUUCCACGCAUUAGUACAGAGCUCAUCCGCCACCGUGUCAUUCCCCUCAAUCCAAGCGAUAAUCGGCUUCUCGUCCUCAUGUACCCUUGCGUACGACACUCCAGUCAACGACUGCGAUCUAAAUGAUUUCCAAGGCAUCGGAGGAACAGGCACUUGCUCGAACGACUGUCAGUCAAGCCUGGAGGCAUCACAGAGAUUUGUACAGCGGUUUUGUUCGGGGGAACAAGCGGACGGAAACUCGUUGAUCGGACAGCUUUUCGUCGGGAAUGUUGUGGAUUUCCUGUGCGGGGACAACAAUAGCGGUGGUGCAACAACGGCGACGACAACGCAAGGCACGACCGAGGCGACGCAGACUUCUACUUCUGCAGAGACAUCGAUGAGCAUGGCCACUGACACCGCUUCACCAGGAACGAGCGCCACCGAGACAUCCUCACUACCAUCCACGCUUACAACUUCUGUGAGCCAGACUGGAUCUGCGAGCAAGACCACUAGUACUAGCAAGGCCGAGAGCACCAAACAGUCGUCCUCGACAUCAACCUCGAUGCCAACCUCUAUCGAAUCGGCAACUUCAACCCUCACGGCCAUCUCGUCUUCCUCCAAGAGUUCGAGCGCUUCAACAGCGACCUCAACAAGCAACACGUCAAACUCGCAAGAGUCGGGUGGAGGCAGUGGUGGGGGCAGUCCCUUCGAUGGGACAUUCUCUUCGCGUGCUUCUUCAAACCCUCUGCAAUUACACAGUGCAAUAUUGGCCUUUGCUGGUUCAGCUCUGCUUUUCAUGGCCGUGGGGUGAUGUCGGUCGAAAAUUGUCAGGAUGAACAGAAGGGAAGGGAGCAUACCUGGUACCCGACUAUUCACGAAGAGCGAGUGACUAUCCUUUACUUCGAUGCAUUGCAACGAGGACGAUGGUGUGUCCACAAGCAAAGAAGGACAUAAUUUCGGUGGGAGGCGCCAUCGAGUUGGUUUACGAACAUCACUUAAUGUCUACACAAAACUCGGCGCAGCAAGCAACAACGAAAUAUCGACGAUGACGACCACGAACAUGCAAUGCAGAUGACGGCCGUUACGGAAACGGAGUCAGCUCCAAGCAGGAGCUGUUAUUUUGCCUUUUUUCCGUUAGAGAUGAGCACAAAGGGAUGCCAGGGAGAGGCCUAUCUGGGAUCCGGGAUCUUUGAUUGGGUUAUGUUUUGGGCCAGAGGCACGAUUUGGUUUGCAGGGCAAAGCAAGUUGUCGUCCUCUUUGGGUCUGGACGCGAGACUCGAGAUGUGUUGUACGAUAACCCGCUCCUGGGACAGAGGGAAGAAUGAGCAUGUCAUGUAAUAUUAGGGAAUGAGGCUGGCGCAAGGAUGCUGUGAGCAAGAAGCAGCAUCGCCGGGCGUCACAUCUGGCUAGAAAAGCCCAUAUUGCCACAAUACACAGGAUCAGAAACGAC
This is a messenger RNA of Cladophialophora immunda, 2667 nucleotides long. RefSeq lists its product as uncharacterized. NCBI's taxonomy places the organism in Eukaryota, Fungi, Ascomycota, Eurotiomycetes, Chaetothyriales, Herpotrichiellaceae. The transcript has a single exon. The record is from RefSeq and is a predicted model, not a curated record. Bases 1198 to 2028 code for a protein of 276 amino acids.